GGACGCGCCUCCUCCAGAGGAGGAGAAGCACAGCAGUACGUCUAUCGAUGUCUGACAAGUUAGACGGGAAAAUGGUUCUAACGGUAUAUUUGUUAUUUUCAUGCCUCAGUAGUUUGACAGAGGCGAACUCAAGGCAUUUACCGAGGAUGAUUUUCACAGACAAAGAGACUGCAAUGAAAAGGUUAUCUUUAUCUGGUUACCUACACCAUGCACCCGUACAGAUCGUUCUGGAAGGAGACACCGUCACAGCUGUUGGACAAAAAAGCCUUAUUUCAUUCAACAUUCAAAAUCCUAAGACUCCUGUGGAAAGAAGUGUGUUGUGGGAAGAAUGCAGCAAACCUUCAGAAAGCGAUUGCAACUAUAAAAUCUCUGUGGUCCACAAGAGGGAAGAGGCCAACCAGAUGUUUGUGUGUGGAACCAAUGGCAGGGAAACAGUAUGCUGCGACAUGAAUUUUUCAGAGCAGUCACCCGAGUGCAUUCCCUCGGAAAAACUGAGGAACAUAAAAGAAAGCAUAAAGGACUUUAUCAUAAUGGAAGGGGAACCGUCUGCCCUCGUGGAAUCAACAGGAAGUGCAGAUCUCUACAUUACAUACUCUGGAUCUAAAGAGUAUGUUGGCAUCCACAAGUUUGGGAAAAACCGAGUUAGACCAGCAACCCGUGAUAAAGUUUAUAUAGAGCAGCACUACGUGGGUUUGGUGCUCAGCAGACGGAGAGACAUUCCCUUGCAGGACAGAGUUUAUGCCUUCUAUAAAGAGAAAAACAGAGACACGGGCUUGCACAGUGAAAUGUGGCUCCCUUUUGUGACCCAGAUUUGCAUGGCAGAUACUGGUGGUCCCAAGAACCUCCUGCAGUUUAGCUGGACGUCCCAGAUGAAUGCAAGGCUCUUCUGUGGAGACCCUGCCAGCAGACAGCACUUCUCUGAGCUGGUAGAUGUGGCUACUGUGCAUGCAGAUCAGUGGCAGGAUACCAGGGUUUAUGCACUCUUCACAAAUGAAUGGGGUAUGAGUGCUGUGUGUGUCUACACAAUACGAGAUAUUGACAACAUCUUCACCACCUCCCCAUUUAAAGGCUACAGCACAGUCGACUCAGGGAAGAGGCCUAGAACGUGUGCUUCAGACAGCACAAAGAUUCCUUUGGAAACCCUGAGGAUGAUCGAGAUGACUUCGGAGAUGGAGAAAUGGGUCCGGCCUGUGGACGACUCUGGCCCACUGUUCAUUAAUCACCACCACUACACUCAUAUCCACGUUGACAGUUCCCAGCACAAGAGGAACGAUCACCACCCGGUUCUGUUUCUGUCUCUAUAUAAUGGGGGGAUUCAUAAGAUGAUGCAGAAUAAAAAUUCGACCUUUGUCAUCGCUGAGUAUCAACCUUUCAACCACAAGACCAUCAUCUUCAGUAUCACCCUUCACCCCUCCUCUAAGAAGCUGUAUGUGAACUCUGGAAGUGAACUGGUCCAACUGGAUGUGGCCAACUGUGCCCAGUAUGGAGACAGCUGUGAGGAAUGUAUCUUAGCCAGAGACCCCUACUGCGGCUGGAACGGCACCCACUGCACCCCUGAGACAAAUGAUACACUGCAGGAUGUGACGCAAGGGAACCAUACCGUCUGCAUGUCUGUGUCAAAGGUUCAGCUGCCUGGAAAAGUGUUUAGAUAUUCCACUGAUGCACAUGCAGACAAGGCCAAGGGCAGCAUCACGCUUCCCUCUCAGUCCAAGUAUUUCCUCCAGUGCCCGGUGUCUUCCCAUCAUGCCCAGUAUACCUGGCAUCACCUUGAUAGCUCCACAUCCUGCGGCUCGAGGGAGCAGCAGUGCCUUCUUCUGAUCAACAGCAUGGGUCCCGAGCAGGUGGGAACUUACGAAUGUGUGUUGGAGGAGAUGGGCUACAGAAGAGUCCUGGCACAGUACCAAAUACAGCUGGAGAGCAGGGCGGCGGGCCAUUCAUCCAGCCCACUGGUCUGGGUUUGUCUAAUGGCUGUUCUGAUCAAGAGUUUGUCCCAUUAGUCCCGAGUAAAUAACAUAAUACGAUAAAGGAUAAUACUGAAGAAUCACCCCACUUCUAAGUGUCUGUAGACAUGCAGUAGCUAGGGCUGCGACAUUAUAACUAGAAUGAAAAUCCUUUGAUUAGAUUUUGUGACUGCGAGUCCAAAUCGUAAUUAUUUCCUGUAAUUUAACUAACAAAAUAAUUUUGGUAUUUAUGUAAACAUCUUGACAUAUCAGCGUCAGUAGAGUGGACAUUGUUAAUGAAAACAGAUGUCUCAGUCGUGCCAACCGUCUGCUUUAUUGAUUAUGGAAACUAAAGUCGCUACAAUUGUAGCAGAAUGUAACCAGUGAUGCAAUAUUUUGUCAUUUGUAAUUUAAGUUAAACUUUUUGAUUGUUAUACUAUUAAUAAUUCCGUUCUAAUACCUAUCUCAAUGCAAAACUACUGUAUGGAGCCAGCCCCAGUUCAUGCCUCUCAUGUAUUAUAUACUAUAUACUGAUAAUUCAACUUUUUUAAUUUUGUUACGGUGUCAUAUAAAUUGAGCUAUGAUAUAUUAAGAAAUGUCCCCUCCGCUAUCAUCUUUGGAUUAAGCAAUACAUGUAGAGUUGCAACUUGGGAAACUGGUUAAAAAUCUAAACUGUGUUAAAAGCUGUUAAACGACCUUCUGGGUUUUUGAAAGUUUGCCAUUAUUUUUCAGAAAACCAGGUGCUUAACUGGAAUGUAAUAAUACUACUACAUGAACUGGGGCAAGGGUGCCGCAUGCAGGAAACCUGUGUUGGGUAGCCUGAAAAAUGUUGAAAACACAUUGAUGCAGGUAAAAAGGAAAGCAACUUGGGUCUUGCGAUAUGAUAGUAGCAUUAUUUUGAAAUGCUAUCUCUUUAAGUGUUUUGCAUCCAUUUCCUAUAAUAUGAAAUUCUGUCCUAAUGGAGUUGACAUGCUCUCCUCGCUGUACUUUCCUCUCUUGCAUACUACCUCAGACUUGCUUGACAGGCUUUCGGGUUACAACAGACUGAGCCAUGUUCUGUAAUUUAAGACUUCUCUGUUAGUCAAGUUAAAGGUAUCACAUUCAUAUUGUGAAAUACUGCUGAGAUGUUGAAAAUGCUAAGUUGAGUGGUCCUUUUUAUAGUCAUGAUUAUUUUUGUCAGUGAAGUAUGAAUCUGAGUAGAGAUAAUGCAGUUGUGACCUUUUACGGUGUUUCAGACAGCGAGUGGUUGCCGCGACAGCGUAUACUAUAUAUUGCCAAAUGUUUGCGCUUAUACGAAUUAAGCCACAAUGUUAGUUAAUACAAAAUUCCGCCCACAAGUAUUUUCUAACUGCUGCUUUCAGUUACCUUAAAGCCAAGGAGUUUUAGCACUUUAUUUGUUUGUAUGAUAUGUGUUUGAUAUGAUCGAUUUAUUAAUUAUUUUACAACGCAGGGUUGUAUAAUGAGAUUUUGUUUUGUAGUUCCCUUUGUGGUACUCAAACAAAGAUAGAUAGAUAGAAAAGUCACAGAAAUGUGAUAAUUGUUAUCUUUAAAGGGUCGGUUCACUGAAAUAACACAUCUUUAACAUUACCGUUUGGAUUCAAUGUUUUGUGCAGAUCUAUGAAUAAAUCUCUUGAACUUGACUGGUAAUUGCAAGUAAAGACACAAAUUUGGUAAAAAGGAAAAUCCCUUUCUCAUUGUCCCUCAGAGUAAAUAAUGAAGCAAUAAAAAAAAGAAGCUUUGGUUUUAUUAGAUAUAUCCAUCUCUCAGAUUUCUGCCUCCACACCAAACAAUGGAGGUGAAUGCUGCCUCACUGCAUUAAAGAUUUCCCAGAUGCGCCCCGGUUGCUGUUUACAAUGCCCACUGCCUCUUAUUUAACUGGAGGCUGUAAACAGAAUGUCAUUCUGAAGAGAAUAGCUACUUUUACAGUGCUGCUGAUUGUUUUUGAUGAAUACAAUCAAUGAUUUUUUAAUGUAAACUAUUACAUGGCCAUGUUUGUUAUAGUUGUUACAUGAUCCGCAACAUUUCUCUUGUGAUCUGUACAUACUGGCGCUUUGUAAUGCGCAAAUAAUAUAUAUUUUUUUUUAAAAGGUAAGAAAAUAAAAUUAUAAACCAUG
Siniperca chuatsi (mandarin fish) is the source of this 4054-nucleotide messenger RNA. RefSeq names its product semaphorin-7A-like. The record is from RefSeq and is a predicted model, not a curated record. Gene Ontology annotation, biological process: positive regulation of cell migration; regulation of inflammatory response; neural crest cell migration. The transcript has 14 exons. NCBI's taxonomy places the organism in Eukaryota, Metazoa, Chordata, Actinopteri, Centrarchiformes, Sinipercidae. Gene Ontology annotation, molecular function: integrin binding; chemorepellent activity; semaphorin receptor binding. The coding region runs from base 48 to 1997 and encodes 649 amino acids.